UAAUUAAUAAAAAUCUCAAUCCUAAAUCUUGUCACUAAUGGAGAUUUAUCACUGAAAAAUUUUCUAUUGUACAUAGCGUGACAUUUUAAUUUUAACCACCCUGUAUGUAAUUAAUUAAUACUCAAACAAUACUUCAUCCUACAUUGAAAGGAAGAAAGAGCUCUUAGAAUUGGAUUAGGUUGCGUAAGCAAUUCUUAAAGUUUGUAUUUACUGAAUUCAUUUCGUACGAGUCGAAAAAUGGAGGAAAAACGACCACCCCCAUCAGAAAUACGGAUUGGAGAGUAUUCGCCUCCCGAGAAGGAGGAAGGGGCGCAUGAAUCUGUCGAACCCCACUUACACUUUUCCUACCGGGGAAGGGUUGCCGUCAUCUCCGUCUUGUACUGUUUUAUAAUGUUUCUCAUCCCAGCUUCGUUCAUCCUUUCCGCAGUAUACGUCGUAGUUGCAAAAGAUUUCUAUAUAAAUUCUGCCACACCGGUUGAUUCUACUUCUCCAGACUAUGAUGAAUUCGAUGCAGUGAUUCCAUCAAUCUCCACCGGGGAGGAAAUUAGCCAAUCAAAAUCUCCAUGGCUAACCCCCUUUGAGCAGGAAUAUUUCGCGUUUUUCUCCAAAUUGUGCAGCAACGGCGGACUUAAACCCGAUGCUGGCAGCGAUGUAAAACUAUUCGGGUUUACCCCGGGCUAUUUCGCCCUAAUUUACUUCAUCAUGCAGUGUAUCCUGGGCGGGAAACUUAUGCAAGGAGGAAGAGACUUACAUUACUGGAAACUUCAGGCAUGGUGGGAAGGUCAGCUCGGGAUUUUUUUGGUGUCCGUUUAUCUAAAUGUCUGCAUUCUGGGACAACAAGAUGACAGCGUCACCGCCUCCUCUCGCCGACUAUCUCUCGCCCUCAUGGCCCUUGCCUUUUUCACCUAUAUUUCCUACUUUGUCAUGAUUUGGACAGUGUAUCAAUUCACGAAGGAGAUCAAGUUGAAGGGGGUAGUGCCCCCUGACGGGAAGAAAAAGUCCGUGGAGGGCCGUGCAGUGGUCGCAUCGCAGUUUACAAAAGAUCUACAGGCAAUACUGGACUGGUUGAAUAAUGCCCGGCUCAAUAAUAACGGGUUACAUCCUGUCGUAUUGAGAUGCAAUGUGAUCGCUGCCAAUUUGGUGGAAAAAAUGGUUAAAUUCGGGAAUAAUAUGGAUGAAUCCGCGCCACCGAGGCAUUAGGUAAAAAGCUACUUAUACAUAAGACCCGGAUUCCAACAUAGUAUUCCGACUCAUUUACCAAAAACACAUGCGAAACAUGCAUACUUUUAAGAAGAUUUUAUUCAAAUAAAAUGUGAAUAUACCAGUUUUGCCAAAA
Molecule: messenger RNA, 1336 nt
Organism: Folsomia candida
Lineage: Eukaryota; Metazoa; Arthropoda; Collembola; Entomobryomorpha; Isotomidae
Exons: 3
Coding region: 238-1200 (320 amino acids)
Source: RefSeq, a predicted model, not a curated record